CGCAACGCGCCUCACGCCCCGCGACCGGAUCAGAAAGAGUGGAAAUCUAUCAACUCUGAUUCCAGUUACACGACAGAAAAACCGCCAAAAUGUCGUCGCGUUUCUUCUACGGCAACGGUAGCGACAGCGAGAGCAGCUCCGACGAGGAGGAACUCUACAGCGAUCGCGAGGAGGAAGAGGAGGAUGAACAGUCCGAGGAGGAAGAUUCCAGCGAGGAGGAAACCUCUUCUGAGGAGGAAGAAGAAGAAGAGGGUGAAGGUCGUCGGGGUGCCAGUGUUUUCUUGAAGGAUGUCUCGGAAAGCGAGGAGAGUGAGGAUGAGGAGAAAGUGACUGUGGUUAAGAGUGCUAAGGACAAGAGGCUGGAGGAGCUGGAGGGCACAAUCAAGUUGAUUGAGAAUGCCGAACGGAUCAACGACUGGACUGUCAUUUCAGCAGAGUUCGACAAACUGAACCGACAAAUUGUUAAGAUUGCACAGUCUACCCGCAUACCCCGGGCCUACAUCAAGACAAUUGCGGAUCUGGAAGAUUUCGUAAAUGAGACCGUUGCGAAGCAGAAAUCGACAGCUAAGAAGAUGAAUGCCAGCAAUGCCAAGGGCUUCAAUGCUGUCAAGCAACGUAUCAAGAAGAACAACAAGGAAUAUGCUGCUCAGAUUGAAAAGUACAGGAGCAACAAGGAAGGAUAUUUGGAGGCCGAGGAAGAGGAAGAGCGCCCCGUUGUUGCGCUACCACGGAUUACGAAAGUAGAGCAUGUUGAGACCCCCAUCCUUACCGCUAGAGAAGAAGAUGGUUUCGCAACUGUUGGCCGUGGCGGCAAGGCCCUACAGUUUACCCCUGAAAGCAUCCUCAAGAAUCUCCGUGUCAUUGUCGAGUCUCGGGGCAAGAAGAAUACAGAUCGCGCUGAGCAGAUUCGGACGAUGGAGAAGCUGUUGGAGGUUGCACAAACUCCUUACCAGCGCAUUCGCGUCUACCUCACUCUUAUCUCCACACGUUUCGACCUUGCUUCUACAUCUACCGCUACCUACAUGCCUCCUGACCAGUGGAAAAUUGCAGAGCAGGAGUUCUCUGCCCUCCUUUCCAUUCUCGAGGAGAAUCGCAACCACGUAGUUGCUGAGGGAGCUGACGAAUGGGAGGAUGAUGAGAAGCAGCCUCAGCCUGCACCUGGCGAGACGCUCUAUAUCCCAGGCAGUAUUAUUUCGUAUGUGGAGAGACUGGAUGAUGAGCUCACCAGGUCUUUGCAGCAGAUUGACCCUCACACUGCGGAAUACAUCGAACGUCUGAGUGAUGAGCAGCAGCUCUACAACAACAUUGUCCGUGCCCAGCUCUACGUUGAGGAGCUUGGUAAGACCGAGAAGACCGAACCCCGACAAGAUAGCAUUAAUAGGAUGGUUAUGAGGAGGUUGGAGCACAUUUAUUUCAAGCCCUCUCAAGUCGUAACCAUUCUGGAGGAUGGUCUGUGGAAGGCACUGCCCUCCAAGUUGGAUUCUACGAUCACGCCUCGCGGCAAGGUCACCGAAGUGGCAGACCUUAUCGAAGUCCUUUGCAAUUACCUCUUCCAGCACAGUGAUGGUAUUCUCAGAGCUCGUGCGAUGCUGUGCCAGAUCUACUUCCUUGCUCUUCACGGCCAGUACUACCGCUCUCGUGACUUGAUGCUCAUGUCCCAUCUUUCGGAGAACAUUUCCAACUUCGACGUCUCCACACAAAUCCUUUUCAACAGAACCUUGGUUCAGAUUGGUCUUUGUGCCUUCCGCUCCGGGCUCAUCUACGAAGCUCAGAUGACCCUUUCGGAAGUCUGUGGCAGCGGCAGGCAGAAAGAACUUCUCGCCCAGGGUAUUAUCCUCCAGCGUUACUCGACAGUUACACCUGAGCAGGAGCGCCUGGAGCGUCAACGCCAGUUGCCCUUCCACAUGCAUAUCAACUUGGAACUGCUCGAGUGCAUCUAUCUCACAUCCAGCAUGUUCCUAGAGGUCCCUCUGAUGGCGCAAACUUCAUCUUCUCCUGAAUUGAAGCGUCGCAUCAUCUCCAAGACCUUCCGCCGCAUGUUGGACUACAAUGAGCGCCAAGUUUUCACUGGGCCUGCUGAGAACACCCGUGAUGGUGUGAUCAUGAGCGCCAAGUUCCUUGCUGCUGGUGACUGGAAGAAGGCAGCAUCCAUGCUCAGCUCGAUCAAGAUCUGGGAUCUCAUGCCCCAACCCGAAAAGAUUAAGGAGAUGCUGUCCCAGCAGACGCAGGAGGAGGGCUUGAGGACCUACCUCUUCACCUAUGCUCCCUAUUACGACAGUCUCUCCAUCACCACCUUGGCUGACAUGUUCGAGCUUUCCGAGAAGAAGAUUUCUGCUAUCAUCAGCCGGAUGAUCUCGCAUGAGGAGCUGGCUGCUGCCCUCGACCAAGUCAACAAUGCGAUUGUCUUCCGCAAGGGUGUCGAACUAUCACGUCUUCAAUCCCAGAUUGUCACUCUUGCUGACAAGUCCAUGUCUCUCCUCGAAGCUAAUGAGAAGACUCUGGAGCAACGCACACAGGGCAUGGCUAACGCUUUCCAGCGUGAUCAGGGCGCUGGUGCCCGUGGUGGCCGCGGCCCUGGCCGCACUGGUCAAGCACGCGGCGGUCCCAGACUACCGGGUGGUCAGCAAGGCCGUCGACCAGGUGGACAACAGUUCAGCGGCGGUGUUCUAGGUGGAGCUAUCAAGGCUUAAAAUUAAAAAAAAGAAAAACAGAAACUGCAUGAAUGGCAUUCUGGUUUCUUAUUCUUCAUGGGUCUCUUAAUGCCUCUUAUUUCUUUUUUCUUUAUCUUUUCCUCUUUUUUGCCAUUAGAUUCUAACUUUGCGUAUCAUAUGGUCCGAGUCAUGUUUCCGUCUUGCUUUGUUCCCAUGGAGUCAGUCGUACUCUUCCUGUUCUGGUCAUGUAUACAGCCACACGUAUAGGUGGUUUGUUCCCCUUUUUUAUCCAUGUCUGAAAUGAAAUGAGGAGAAAAAUGUUCCUUUUCCAUAUGCUUCCUUAUCUAUCUCUUUCUAUCUUAUACUCUGAAGUAGGCGGGCUAGAGUACAAUAGCUGUUGGGUUUCCACGUCUCAGGUAUGAAUUCUAUUGGGUUUCAUUACGGAUGGAAGGGCUUUGGUAAAUGGUGAUUGCUAUUGGUAUAUUUUCAAAAUCGUUGUACUAUCUUAUUCUCAUCUUUGGAAACAAUGCUUACGGUGUGCCCACACCGCCUAUCUACACGGUCCCUACCUGUGACGGCCCGUCCCAUAUUGGCCGCCAGGUCCGACUCCGGUUUAGCUCCGUCACGUGCUUGAUCACGUGAUGUUGCCUGUUUAUGUUGGAUCACGUGGGAUUCUGUCGCAUAGGUCCGCCCUGGCUGACCCCGUAGGCCUAUCUAGCUAGUAACCAACCAACAAUAUACCUCCAUUAUUACAUACUGCG
Molecule: messenger RNA, 3412 nt
Organism: Monascus purpureus
Lineage: Eukaryota; Fungi; Ascomycota; Eurotiomycetes; Eurotiales; Aspergillaceae
Source: the annotation of a GenBank genome assembly